AUGUCUGAAGAAAUGCACUGUUACAACGGGAACAUUAAGGAUGGUCUGUUCCAUGGAUAUGGUAUUUUAAUAUACUCAAAAAAUGAAAAGUAUGAAGGUGAUUUUGCAUAUGGAAGAAGAGAAGGAAAAGGGAAAUUUACAUAUGCUGAUGGUGCAACAUAUGAAGGAGAAUGGAUGGAUGAUAAGAUACAUGGGAAAGGAAUGGCGCAUUUUGUAAGUGGAAAUAUAUAUGAAGGAGAAUGGGAAAAUGGAAAGAUAAGUGGGUUUGGUAUAUUAAAUUAUAAUAAUGGUGAUAAAUAUGAAGGUGAAUGGUCAGAAGGUAAAAUGCACGGAAGAGGCACAUAUAUAUAUGCUGAUGGGGAUAUAUAUGUAGGAGAAUGGAAAAAUGAUAAAAGACAUGGAAAAGGAUGUGUUAAAUAUAAAGGAAGUAAAGAUAAAAUAGCAGAAACAUAUGAAGGUGAUUGGUAUGAAGGAAAAAUGCAAGGGAAAGGUGUUUAUUCCUUUGCUGAUGGCGGAAUAUAUGAAGGCGAUUGGGUUGAUGGGAAAAUGGAAGGAAAAGGUAUAUACAAAUAUUUAAAUGGUAAUAAAUAUGAUGGUGAUUGGUCAAAUGAUAUGAAAAAUGGAUAUGGUAUAUUAACAUAUGCUAAUGGAGAAAUGUACGAAGGAUAUUGGAAAGAUGAUAAAGUACAUGGAAAAGGGACAUUAACUUAUAGUAAAGGAGAUAAAUAUAUAGGUGAUUGGGAAUUUGCUAAAAAAUCUGGAGAAGGAGAAUUAAUAUAUUCAUCAGGCGAUAAAUUUAAAGGAAAAUGGAAAAAUGAUAAAGCAAAUGGAUUUGGAGUUCUUAAUUAUUCUAAUGGAAAUAAAUACAAGGGUGAGUGGGUUAAUGAUCAAAGACAUGGAUUUGGUGUUUUUACAUGUAAAGAAGAUGGAACCAUUUAUUCAGGUCAAUUUUCAUAUAAUAGAAAAGAAGGACAAGGAACAUUGACUUUUUCUAAUGGAACCAUUGUUGAAGGUAUAUGGAAUUCAGGUGUUUUGAUCAAAGUAACAAAAUUUCAGUUAUAUCCAUCUUCUCCCUGGAAUGACCCUGAUUUAUAA
Plasmodium berghei ANKA is the source of this 1095-nucleotide messenger RNA. RefSeq names its product MORN repeat-containing protein 1, putative. Lineage: Eukaryota; Apicomplexa; Aconoidasida; Haemosporida; Plasmodiidae. The record is from RefSeq and is a predicted model, not a curated record. The transcript has a single exon. The coding region runs from base 1 to 1095 and encodes 364 amino acids. Gene Ontology annotation, cellular component: cytosol.